Molecule: messenger RNA, 1491 nt
Organism: Dioszegia hungarica
Lineage: Eukaryota; Fungi; Basidiomycota; Tremellomycetes; Tremellales; Bulleribasidiaceae
Exons: 2
Coding region: 1-1491 (496 amino acids)
Source: RefSeq, a predicted model, not a curated record
AUGACACCUUCGCAGCCCAGCCCAAUGGAAUCUGACGACUUCAUUCUCGUCGAUCGGCCGUCGAAAGAGGCACCGGAGGACGUGACGGGUGGCGACACAUUUUCUAUCCCUGCUUCAUCGACGACUCACAUCGCCGUGGCCGCGUCCAAUCUUGGCGGGAGCGAGGAUAGGGCAGACCACAACUACGGCACGCCUGAGGUCGCCAUGACUGCCAGUCAGGAUGGGGCAGCUCCAGAGCACCUGGCGGCCGAUCAGCCAGGCAUCCUUACAACUUUUCUUUCCAGCUCGCCUUCACCGCCACCGCUCCAUGUGGCCGAGCUCACCGAGCAGUCUCAUCUCGGAGACUCUCUCAUGAUCGUCGGAGAGCCGUCGCUGUCCGAGACCACACACCACCUCUCAGCACAGUACAGUGGCCCCACCAAAGCCACCAAUCUGCCUACGCUCCCCGUGCGCAUGUACCAGGGGGUUCGCUCUACCAUUGCCGAUUUCAUCGAGGCGGCUCGCUCCCGCGGCUAUCCCUACGAUCCGUCCUACCUCGGCACGUCUUCCACUGUGGUCUACGACAACAUAACAACGUAUGGCAGAGGCCACCCUCUCCUUGCAGAAUCCGACAAUAUCCCCGGUGUACCGGGAAGACGAGACGGACUCGACAGGGCUAUCUUAUGUCUCCAACAAGAAGACGGCAAAUACACCUAUGCACCAAUUAUCGACGAGCUGGUGGUGUGCGCCAUGAACACCUCCGAGGACAAGGAAUAUCUACCGCCAACGGAGAUACCUGAGCUUUUCGAACUCGCCUUCCACUUCCGAGCACGGAAAUACACCUUCCACACGGAAUAUGUGGAGGAUAAGUGGCCCGCUCAGACCGUCAGUUUCACGCCCUCUUCCAAUGUCGCCGGCUCGCGGGCGCAAGGCACAGGUACGAGCCACCCUGGAGCCACAGCCUCAGACGGGCUGCAGAGUAUGCUACCGGGGACAGUCAGCAUGGGAUUCAGCGAGUUUGAAAGCAAGACGAGCAAGGCAUGGGCAGAUGAAUGCACCCUCAAGGACGACCCGACUGACGUGCACAUUGCAGUCAGGAGGCGUAUCAUACAGAUCAACCACAACGACCUGGUGCGUCAAGCGGCCAAAUGCGCUGCGAGCGCCAUCACAACAAUCGCGGCUGCUCGCCUCGGCUCUUCCUCCGACGCAGAUGCUCCGCUGAGUGUCGCUUCCAUCCGACCGUUUGACGGCGGAUAUUAUGAGCGGUUGGGUUACACUCAGACGGAAGAGACGCGUCUCGCAGACAAAACCCUAUUUGCGAGUCAGUGUUUGGCGGCGAUGAACUUGACAAGGACGGGGCAGCAACAGCGGGAUGACACGGGACGGAUGGCAAUCUUCGAGGCGAUGAUGGAGAGGAUAGGGCUUGAGGACUCCGGGCUGGAAAAGCAGGCAAAGGAGACGGCUGUCCGCGAGCCCGACAGGUACGCAGGCCUCGGUGAAUUAUUAGCUUAG